Molecule: messenger RNA, 1073 nt
Organism: Wasmannia auropunctata (little fire ant)
Lineage: Eukaryota; Metazoa; Arthropoda; Insecta; Hymenoptera; Formicidae
Exons: 8
Coding region: 210-1073 (287 amino acids)
Source: RefSeq, a predicted model, not a curated record
UCUGUUAGCUGUUACGUAUCUAAGGCCUUUCUAGACACUUUUGCAAAUGUCCCGUACAUUUUAAAUGUCACAGCAUUAGUUUAUAUAACAUAUAUAUAUAUAUAUAUAUAUUUUUAUUAUUUUUUAUUUCACGUGACAGGGACAAAAAAGAAGUGUUUUGUCGUUAUUAUGCGAAUUCCGCGAAUUAUACUUUAAACGUGACACAUAUCAUGCGAAGAAACUUCUCGCGUUAUAACAGGCAGUUUGAUACUUCUACAGCUGAAGACGAUUCGUAUUUCACAUCGGAUCUUGAUUUACCAAAUCCAAAAGUGACACAGUCUUAUAAUCGAAAAUUGAGACUUGCUUGUCGAACGUCAAAAAACGAAAAAAGUGAUCAAUCAUAUCUUCUCAAAUUGCCGUCAAAAUCAUUACGUUGUUGUCAAGAUCCAGUUAUUAAUAGACAAGUUAUUGAAGCAAAAUUAUUUACCAGAGAAGUCGACCAGGUUGCUACUCCGCAACGAAUCUCAAAUAUUGAGUCUUCUGCGUCAUAUGUCUAUCUGAAAGAAUAUGAGCCACAAGGGGUAACUUUUGAAGGAAAGCAUUUGAGCGAUGGUGAAAAAUUUGAACGUAAAUUUAACGAAAAAAAUUGGAAGCAAAACAGUACACCACGGAUCGUAAGAGCUAUUCGACAGAACGGCAAGAAACGUAAUACCUCUACAAAUGAUUCGAGCACAAAUGGAGAUGACUCUGACUCUGAAGAAUCUGGAAAUGAAGACUGUCUCAAAAUUAUUGAAAUUUUUUCACAUGAAAGUACAAUGAAUGACGCUUGUAACGCUGUGGCAUAUCAUCAACAAUGCGCUUCUCACAGCUUAAAUCUUAUCGCUUCUACUGACGCUGCAGAAGCAUUUAACGAAAAAAGGGCUCAGAUAAUAAAACUAUCCGAAUUUAUCAAUCUGCAUUUGAGAAAUGCAAAGCUAUAUGGAAUAGAACAUCAAAGUCACCAAAGUCCUCUGAAAUUUAUGAAAAGAUUACGGGAAAAGCUCCAAUGUCACCUUGUGUCACUCGGUGGAAUUCUACUUAUGAUUGUCUUUUAA